Colletotrichum siamense is the source of this 1068-nucleotide messenger RNA. RefSeq lists its product as uncharacterized. NCBI's taxonomy places the organism in Eukaryota, Fungi, Ascomycota, Sordariomycetes, Glomerellales, Glomerellaceae. Bases 1 to 1068 code for a protein of 355 amino acids. The transcript has a single exon. The record is from RefSeq and is a predicted model, not a curated record.
AUGUCUCUUCUCCCUCCACACCUGCUUCUCCUCGUCGCGGAGCGCGCGGGCUUCUCAGAGAUUCAGGCCCUCAGAGCAACAUGCAGAACGAAUCGUGAGCUGCUGGACCGGUAUGAACAUGCCGUGACCAAGAUCAACGCCGCCCACUACCCCUGCGCACCCUGCAACCACAUCCUCGCCUCCGACACAAGAGAGCGCGAAGUCCUGCCCAAGGACACGUUCGAAAUCAUCCGGGAACUCGAGACGCGCGAGAGCAAUAUCGAACAGCUCAUCAACGGCGCCUUCCUCGCCUUCUGGGAAGAAUACGACCUCCAAGAUACAUCCAAGGCGGACCUGAUCCGUGCCAGCCUCACCAGCGCGCUCUGGCGGUGCUCAGAGAUUGCGGACCUUGAGACACACUCCAUAAGAUACAGAGAAGACAUCGUCCCGCGGAGAGACCCCUGCGUCAAGUCGCUGAUUCACCAAGACAUCAUCCUGCGCGAUGCGCCGCCGCCGGACGGCUGGCACCUCGCACUCAAGGAGGUCCACCAGUCGAAUCGGCAGGACGUGCGCUUCCGGCAGCUCGCCUACGUACGGAGCCUGCCGGCGCAGGAGCUGGCGGGCAUGGUUGUACUCUCGCACCUGACGAGCCAGGGGUACAUGCGGUACCGGGCGCCGACGUCGGCGGCGUCGAGGCCGGAGAUUGUGGAGAUGGCGGUAUGCAUGGCGGAGAACACAAUCCGGCACGGGAUAUUCUUCUUGUACAGCAAGAUCAAGGGCUCGGAGGACGCGCAUCACCAUGCGAGGCUGUUGCUGGACGACACAUACGAGGAGAUGCGGCGAUGGGAAGCAGGGGAUCCGAGCGUGUUGCCGGGUCUUACGAUGACCGUUGCUUCGCAGCUUUGCGAGAGGGUCGGGUGUGAGCACAGGGAUCUGUUGCGGGCUGCAUGUGUUUUGGUUAAGGGGGGUGUCUGGAAGAAGGAAGAGGACACGGAGCAGGCGGAGGAGGUUGAGCGGGAGAAGGAUGUCGGAGACGAGCAUGUUGGAGAUGAGGAUGUCCCUGAGCUGGUGCAGGUGGGUGGCCCUUGA